Molecule: messenger RNA, 2547 nt
Organism: Effrenium voratum
Lineage: Eukaryota; Dinophyceae; Suessiales; Symbiodiniaceae
Source: the annotation of a GenBank genome assembly
UCAGGCAUCAUUCUGGCUCGCCGCAGAUGGCACAGCCGUUUUAAUGCGGGACUUGUCCUAUACCCCAUGCCGGAUGCCAUAUUUAGUUUGGAGUUGACCCUCUAUGAGUCUCAAGGAAGAGGUGGCGGUCCCGUGCAAGGAAUACCGCAUCUACAUCGAUACCUUGCUGCGGCCCUUCACCUUUGAGACCUUCAAAGCCGCCGUGGACGUACUCGAAAGCGGACGGCUGGCCCUGGAGCAGGCGUUGGUGCUGUUCCUAGACCAGCUGAGGCACUACGUCCCCGGCUGCGACGACCGGAAGCUGAGCCGCGCCUGCCUGCGCCGUGCCCGCGGCAUCGAGGCCCAGCUCGCCGUGCGAUCGCCCCUGGUGCCGCUGCUAAAGCUGCUGCAUCCUGAUGACAUGCACGGCAUUUGGCAUGGCUUUGUCGCCAUGCGCCACUGGCGCGAUUCCCGGGUGCCGCAAGAGUGCAUGCUGAGCUUCCUGGGCGGGUUCUUGGGCGAGUUCUGCGAAGAUGUUCUGGAGGAGUGGAAGCAGCAGGCACUGACAGAGGAGCUGCCAAAGGUGCAGCAGUCCAUCUCCGUGGCGGCGUGGCCGGGGAUCUGCCGGCACCUGGGGCGCCUGCCGCACUGCGUCACACCCUGCGAGAUCCGGGAGACGCUGUGGCAGCAGGCCUUUGUAGAGAACCCAACACGUGCGCCGGGGCAUCGCAACUUCCGGCGCUUCGCGCUGCUUGCAGCACAGAUGGUGGCCAUCGGUGUGGAGCUUGAGUCGGAGAAAGUGGAGUUCCUGUUCCAGCAGGUCCUGAACUUGGACCGCCCCUGGCGGGAGCGUCGCGAUAUGCUGAGCGGCAUCCUUUCCGCCGCGUCGGUUUCGGACCGGCAGCGGGUGGUGCAGAACCUGGACCAGCGUUUCGAUGCGCACGCAGACAUCGAGGAUUUCGAGAUUGUCUGUGGCAUCGCGGAGCACAUUGGCCUGGAGAUCCCUCCAGAGGGCGCCAUCCGGCGCUGCGCGCUGAGGAGGUGGGCGCUGGACACCAAGCGCGGAGGCGCCCUGCCGGUGACGCGGCUCAUGGACUUUGUGGACAUGGACCUUGAAAUCGGCGAGGACGUGGCAUAUUCCUUGAAGCAGCGUGGCCGCGUGGUGGACGCGGCUCUGCUUUUGGCGCGGCUGCCGCGGCCGAACGCCAAGCCGGCUCGCAGGGACCUGGGGAUUGUGGAUGUCCUCUCCGGAGACGUGGAGAUGGACCGCCUGCAACAAGUCCUCGCGCUGGCGGACGACGGGGGCAACGCCUUCAGCGUCUUUGGCCCCGUGACCUCCGCAGGCUUUCUGCUGCCCUGCCACUUUGGUGGCCUCUGCACCUCCCCAGAGGCCGUCUUGGCCGCCUGCGACCGCCUGGAGACCGCGGACAUCCUCGCGCUGCAGCUCUUCCGGGAAGAGGCGCCCUUUUGGCACCGGCCUGGAAGCUUGCUGGUGCUCUGCAGCGCCCAGCACGCGGAGCUCUUCGACCUCCCCAAGCUCCGCGCCUGCGACCCUUCGGCUGGGCCGAACGCGUGGCCGCAGGCGGCGCAGCGCCUGCGGGCGCUGCUCUCAGCACCCAAGGUGCUGAAGGUGGUCUGGGGUGGCAUGGAGGAAGUCAUCGACGUGGCGGUGGAGCUGAGCCUCGGCAUCGCGCUGCCGCUGCGCAGCAACGACCGGGAGGCCCUGGGCCCAGUGGUGGACACCAAAGUGCUGUCCUUCCUGGGCAAGGACUGGCCGAGGAUCUGCCAGCGCUGUUUGGGCCGCCUCUGCACAGAGGAGGAGGGCUCUAACUGGGCCAGGAGGCCGCUGCGGCUGUCGCAACUCCACCACGGCGCGUGCAUGACUUGGACGCAGCUGGCAGUACUCCAGGCGGCAUGCGCCCAUCACCUGGUGAGUGCCGACCUGGUAUGGAGCAACUUCUGCAUCCAGUUCCGGCCCCGCGUCUUCCUGCGGAGCCGGGACUUCGGGAAGCACACCUUGGGCCAGCUGGCGCCGCCGGGCCGACUCCGCGACGCCAAGGACCCAGGAUCCUCCAUGCCGACGCGCGUGGCACUGCUGAAGACGAACGACUCUGAGCCUGAGGCAGUGGAGGUGGUGGGCGAUGUGGGGGCCCUCGCUGCCGUGGUACCGCUGGGAGCUCCGCUCGCCGAAGCAGUGCGCAAGAAAGUGGACCCGAGGCUCCUGUCGUCCGUGAACUGCUGGGAGUAUUCCGCGUGGGUGGCACGCCUGCCGCGUGCCGAUGAAACCGGAAGCGCGGAGGAGAAAAGCCAACAGCAGGACGAGGCGCUGCCGGCCUUCGCCACGCGCCUCGGCACCGCCGGCGCGCCCAAAGUCACGGAGCAGCCCGCGGCGAAAGCCGCGGCGGAGCGCAAGGUGCCGGCGAGGCGCCUCUUGUGGCGCCUCUUCGAGCAAGGCGCCGCCGCAGAUCUCCUCCAAAGCGCCUACGCGGCGCAACCCGCGAGCCUGAUGGGCUGCUACGAGUGAGACGCGAAAGGGGAAGCUUAGAAGGGGUACUGGGGUAGGGAAUA